AUGGCGACCGAUCUCAACUCCCCCCCUCCCUCGGCUGGCGUGGAUACGGCCAACCCUGCCACUGAUGCCUCCAUUCCCAACAUCCUCUUCAUCAUGGCCGACCAACUGGCCGCUCCCAAGCUUAAGAUGUACAACCCAAACUCACAGAUCAAAACGCCCAACCUCGACCGCCUGGCCUCCAUCUCGGUCCAGUUCGACUCCGCCUACUGCCCCUCACCUCUCUGCGCCCCCUCGCGCAUGAGCUUGAUCAGCGGUCUCCUCCCCAUGAAGAUUGGCGCCUUUGAUAAUGCCGCCCAGGUUGGCUCUGACGUGCCCACAUAUGCUCACUACCUCCGCUCCAAGGGAUACCACACUUCUCUCGCUGGUAAGAUGCACUUCAUUGGCUACGAGCAGCGCCUGACCAGCGCCAUCUACCCUGGCGACUUUGGCUGGGCUGUCAACUGGGAUGAGCCCGACACUCGCCUCGAGUGGUACCACAACGCCAGCUCUAUUCUCCAGGCUGGUCCUUGUGGACGGAGCAACCAGCUCGACUAUGAUGAAGAGGUCAUGUCCAAGAGCACCCAGUACCUGUGGGAUCAUGUCCGCGAGGGUUCCAACAAGCGCCCAUUCUGCCUGACCGUCUCCCUCACUCAUCCCCAUGAUCCCUACACUAUCACCAAGAAGUACUGGAACCUCUAUGAAGAUGUUGAUAUCAACCUGCCCGAAGUCCGCAUCGCCAACGAGGACCAGGAUCCCCACAGCAAGCGCCUCCUCAAGGUCUGUGACCUCUGGGACCAGAACUUCUCUGACGACCAGAUCAAGCGGGCCAAGCAGGCCUACUACGGAUCGGUGAGCUACGUCGACGACUGCAUUGGUAGGCUUCUGGAGACCCUCGAGGAUGCCGGCCUCGCGGAGAACACCAUUGUCAUCUUCAGUGGCGACCACGGAGACAUGCUGGGCGAGCGCAACCUGGUGCGGUUCAAGCCCCACCGCGUCACCCAGAGUGUGUCGACUCUCGACCUCCUCCCCACUAUCUGCGACCUCAUCGGUACCAAGCUGGCCCCCUACUUGCCUAUGGACGGCAUCAGCAUGCUGCCCCAUCUCGAGAGCCGCGAGGGCCACGACACUGUCUUUGCCGAGUACACGGAUGAGGGAACCGUGCGCCCCAUGAUGAUGAUCCGCCGGGGUCCCUGGAAGUACAUCACUUGCCCCGCCGACGAGCCCCAGCUGUACAACUUGGAGCGGGAUCCCAAGGAGCUGGAUAACCUAUCCCGCUUCAAGAAGAUUGCCCCUCAGACCCCGGAAGAGGAGGAGGCUAAGGAGGCGUUUGAGAAGUUUGAGGCUGAGGCCAAUGCGAAGUGGGACUUUGAAGCCAUCACGGAUAAGGAGGGCGAAUUCACCAGCUGGGACUUUGACCGUGUCGAUGACGGCAGAAGGAAGUAUAUCCGCUCCACUAUUCCUCUGGAUGACCUUGAGCGCCGUGCCCGGUUCCCGUUUGUGGACGCCAACGGGUACGAGAGUAAGGCAGUUUCUUCGACGCGCAGUUAAGGGAGACGAUGACUGGUAUGACUAUGUGGGUGAGAUCUUCGCGGAUGAGUAUCCCAUGGAGCUGGCGGCUUACCAGGGGGUUGGUGAGGUGCCAGCGGCUGUGAGAUGCUCAAUGCGAGACGGCAGGGGUAGAAGUGAAUUGGUUUGUUUCGCCUCUGCCCAUCUUGGGUUAUGCAUAUCCUUCUUGGCCAUUGGGUUGCGCCGCAGAUACUGGGUUCAGAAACGGGAGGGCUUUGAUUGUACCUUGACUCAGGUUGUUCCAUUUAGAUACUCGUCCAAUACUAUGCACUACUUUUGACGGUAAUCUCACACGGGCCACACAUGGCACAUGACAUC
Messenger RNA from Ilyonectria robusta, 1863 nucleotides. RefSeq names its product alkaline-phosphatase-like protein. Gene Ontology annotation, molecular function: sulfuric ester hydrolase activity. The transcript has 5 exons. NCBI's taxonomy places the organism in Eukaryota, Fungi, Ascomycota, Sordariomycetes, Hypocreales, Nectriaceae. The coding region runs from base 1 to 1527 and encodes 508 amino acids. The record is from RefSeq and is a predicted model, not a curated record.